GUACCGCGCGUCGUAGUAGUUACUUGUACGUGUAUAAGAUGCAGGGUGCUGUUCACGCUGGACAGAAAGCGUUUCGUUGUUAUGGAAUUGUAGCGUGUAUAAUGAGGCCGUUGUUCAACUUUCUUCCGAUUUCCUCCACUUGUAAUUUAUUUUCACAUGAAUGAAAUGUCGAGAGGGGAAAUAUGUGCCAACAUAGAAAGACAGAAGUUAGAGUCUGGAACGUAGUCAUUUCGGUAAGUAGUCGUGAAAUUGUUCUAAGGGUUGAGCAACUUGUAAGGAAACUAUAUGUGAAUCUGAAGUGAAUGAUACCGUCUUGCCAAAAUGGCUGCUAAGAACCUGGACAGCAGUAUGCACGGCCUGUCCAUCGGUGAGGACCCAGCCCUCAUGGCCACGGCCACUGCCAACCGCAUGGCUGCCCAGUUCUUCGAAAAGUUCGAACGCUUCGAACUCCAGGAGGCCCUGGCCCAGUCCUCCUACCACUGGUUCCUGUCGGCCGAGGAGCACAAGCUGCAGGGCGAGGCGCCCUCGGGGGUGAUCAUGUCCAUGCAGCCCUUUGCCGACAACAACUGCGUUCUGCUCUUCCCUUACGACCCGACGGUCGAGCCGCUGGACUACCGUGAGAUCCACCAGAUGCUGCGGGAGCUGGUGGUGGGCAUCUACGGUCUGAAUCAGGUCCCGUCGCUCUCCCUGGAGGCCAACUUUGACCAGGCCACCACCUGCCAGCUGCCCCCGGCCUAUUUGGACACCCACCUGGGCCAGCUCCUCAUCAACGUGGACUACAUGAUGAAGGGGGUGUGGCACGGCGCCUACUUCCCCAGGGACAAGCGGCUCAAGUUCAACGAAAGGUGGCGGUCCAGCCUGGACGUGAACGCCCUGGGGGAGCCGCAGAGCAAGAAGGUCAUCUUGACAGAGUUCACCAUGGCAGGCAUGAUGGAUAUCACCAAGGACCCGGACUUUGCCAACAUCUACGACAACAUGCGGCUCUUCCCCAUGAGCGAGCACGACGCCAUGGCCGACAAGCGCCUCUUCAUGCAGUACGCCGAGGACGUGAGCAUCCAGCUGACCUGGCGGCAGCGCACCAUCCGGCAGUACCAGAACCUCUUCCUGGUGGAUGCCGUCUACGAGGCCAGUGGCCGGGUCCGGCUGGGCGAGGAGCGCCUCUCCCGCGACACCUUCGAGCGGCUGCAGGCCCGGCUGCACGCCCACGUGGACGUGGUGCAGCGCCACCUGGCCGACAAGGCCGAGACGCGCCGGCAGAUGGAGAUGAUCAAGCUGGCCAGCUUUCUAGUGCCGUUCCUGAUUGGGAUGAGACGGCGGAACAAAGUGCCGGACAUCAAGAGACUUCUGACACCACUGACAGCCGACGAGUGCAAGACGGAGCGCGAGCUCCCGCCCCUCAUGCUCUCCCCAACCUUCCGCUGCCCCAACUUCAUCCCCGGCAACAGGUACUUCCACCUGCACGGGGGCAUGACCUUUGACAUCGAGACCGACCCCUGCCAGGCCCCGCCAGGCCCUGUGGUGGAGGUGUACGAGCAGAUCCAGCUGGAGGCCAUGGACCACCUGGCCAAGAUCACCGACCCCAACCAGCCGCUGCACGAGAGCCUGCACGUGCCUGUCAAAGAGAUUGGGGGAAAGAAGUACUAUGUCUUAUCCAUGGACUUUGAGACCUACUAUCCCGUGUCGCCGCCUCAACCCCUCUGGGCUCAUUCCUUCUACGACAAGAUCGCCGAGCUCAAGCCCAAACGCUUGCCACUGACAGACAUACAGAUGCACGAGCAAUGGAAGAGGAAAUAUGGCUACCACCAGGCCAUAAAAUACAAGAAUCUCCAGUCAGGACUGAAGAUGUCCUCGGUCCGGGGCCUGGUCUCCAUCCUGCAGACCCUGGCGCGCAAGUGUCCCCCGUCCCGGCUCAGCAAGCAGGACGAGGACGGCUACACCUGCAUGCACCAGGCCGCUAUGCACAACCGGCCGCUGGUCAUCGAGCUGCUGCUGAUCCAGCGGCAAGACAUCGACGUCCGGAGACACCACCUGACCAACCCCAACGUUCAUAGGGCUCAUAAAACCAAACGAUACCAGGCCGAACCGGAUGUUGGCACCACUCCCUUGCACCUUGCCGCCCGCUGCGGCUCCCUGGAGGCGGCCCUCUGCCUGGUCUCCAACCGGGCCGGGAUGAUCCUGGCUGAUCCCGAGGGCUGGGCGGCCAUCCACCACGCCGCCUUCUACGACCACGCCCCCAUUGUUCGGAUGUUUGUGCGGAAGUUCAUCGACCAGGUGGAGCUGGAGACGUGGGACAAGCUCAGGAGAACCCCGCUCCUACUGGCCGCAAGCUCCGGGGCGCUGGAAUCGGUCAAGAUCCUGAUCGACCUGGGGGCCAACAUCCGCAAGACGGACACGGAGAGGAAUACCAUGAUACACCUGGCCGCGCUGCGAUUCCACACCAACGUGCUGGAGUUCUUCAUCGAGUGGAAUCACCCGGAUGUACCAGUCUGGCAAACACUCAUCAGCAUGUUGAAAUCAAAGAACUUCCAAUACAAAGACAGUGCCGUCAGAUCCCUGGAAGUCCUAACAACAUCAAGCAAGCAGUACUGGAAACCAAUCCUGGAAGCAGAUGGCAUCCCCGCUUUGGUGGAAAUCUUGAAGAUGCCCCAGAGCGAGAUGCAGUCCCUGGGCGCCGCGGUCAUCUGCAACCUCUCCGAGCAGCCCGAGAUCCGCACGGCAGUGGCAUCCGCGCCCGGCGCCAUCCCCACCGUGGUUCGGCUUCUGGGCUCGCCCGAGGAUGACAUCCAGGCCCGGGCGGCCAUCGUGCUGGCCGACCUGGGGGCGGCGGACGACGUCUACCGGACGGCGGUGAGCCACGAGGGGGGCAUCCCACCCCUGGUGGCGCUGCUGGACUCGCAGCUGGAGGAUGUGUUGGUGGAGGCAGUCAAUGCCGUGCGGGUGCUGUGCCUUGGCCACCGGGGGAACCAGAGCCUAGUGGCCCAGCACGGUGGGAUAGAACCCCUGGUGGAGUUCCUACAGGUCAAAUCAGACGUCCUGCGAGCGGCCAGUUCCGCGGCCCUCGCCGCCCUGACCUACCACCACCAGGAGAACCAGGACCUGGUGGUGGAGCGCAACGCUGUCCAGCCCCUGGUCUCCCUCAUCCGGGGCCGCAACAUCUCUGUGCAGACCAAGGCCGCGGCCGCCUUAGAAUCGCUGGCCGAGAACAACCCCAAGUGCCAGAAGGCCAUCUUGGAUCUGCAGGCGCCUAGCGCCCUCAUACGACUCCUCAAGAUCUGGGCCCUGGACGUGAAGGAGCAGGCGGCCUGUAGCCUGUGGGCCCUGGCGGGCCACACCAGGCCCCAGCAGAAGAUGAUCGCCGAGUUCAUAGGCAUCAGCGGCAUCAUCGAUCUCAUCGUCAAGUCGGAGAAGUUGCAGCACGUAGGUUGCAUGGCGAUGAUCGCGCUCACCAGGGCCAGCUCGGACAACCAGAACCGCAUUGAGCAGGAAAACGGCAUCCUGCCUGUGGUGAGAAUCCUGCGCUCCAGCAAGACCUCGGAGAGGGUCCUACACAUGGUCAUCAAGGCUCUGGGGACAUUGUGUGUGGGUGUGGCCAACAUCAACAAUCCCGUCACCCAGCGGAAGAUUGCGGAGGAGAACGCCAUCUCCACCCUGGUCAGCCUCUUCGUCUCCACCAGCCACGACUACAUCCGUGUGGAGAUUGCCAACACCUUGGCCUGCAUCAUCCUGGGCAGCAAGGAGAACCAGGCCCUCCUCAAGGAGGAGCCCCAGUUUGAGAUGCAGAUGCUCCUGAACCUCCUGCACUCCAAGAAGAAGGACAUUCGGUUGCAAGCCGGCAACGCCCUGGCCACAUUUGCCUUCAACAACACCAACCAGCAGGUAGCAAUCAGGGAGGCGGGGGGCCUGAAGAUGGCCACAUUCCAACGGUUCCUGGACUCGGAGGACGAGACCUACCAGGCCUACGGCGCCUUCCAGAUUGUUGUCCUUGCGAGAGUGAUAGUAGACAGCGACCAGGUCACCUUGUCUGCCGAGGGUGUCACUAGGCUUGUCAGGUUGCUCCAGUCACCAGACGAUGAUACCGUCAUACUGUCAGGCACCUUGAUGGCCAGCCUGGCCCACACCCGUGCAGGCAUCACCGACGCCAUGAUCACGUCGGGGAGCGUCGAGAUUCUCAUCAAGCAUCUCUUCUCCCCGAAUGCCGAAGUUCGAUGUGCCGCGGCUGUUGCCCUGGGCUACCUCACAUUCAAUCGCAAGGCUACGCGACUAUUGCUGGUGGCGACGCGCAACACGCCCGGCUUGUACAAACGGCUGAUGGGCAACCUAGACAAAGACGGCAAGAUAUCGCGCGACUUCACCGAGGAGUUCCGCCGGGCCCAGGUGGUGGGGUUGCCAGCACUGAGUUUGGAGAUCCAUGGAGGUCCACCAGUUGUCCCUCCCCCAAGACCGAGAGAAAAAAGACGGCCUCGCACCACCAUGGGCUUCAACUGUCGACUGCCAACCGACCAGCAGGGAAAGAGCCCCGCCCAGGGCCUGCCUGUGAGCCGGGCGGUGUCGGCACCGGCUGCCACCCAGCGACGCAUGGCCAAGUCGGCCGAGGCAGUUGAGGGUGAUGCUGGGGUGCGAGUCAUCAAGCGGCGGGAGGUGGGGCCCCGGGGGGAUGCCCGAAGGGUGGUGCUGCGGAAACCCACCGACGACGGGAAGAUCGCCUGGUCUGGCUGAGGUUGGGUGCUGGGGGUGGGCAAAAGAUCUUCGCUAUUAACCACAGCAGAGAAAAUUUGGCCGUCAAUAAGCACAUUUCGGGUUAACAAGGGAACCAGGGUUAUGCACAUGCGUAAAUCCCAUAACAGACAAAUCUGUGCUUACUCCGUAAGCGUGAAAUGUUUGUGCUAGAGCUUUAAGCACAGAAUGUUGAUCUGAGCACAGAAUUCUGUGGUUAACAAAGCCACAAAAUUAGGUCCACCAGGGCGAUAAUCCAGUCCACCACCUGUCCGAUCAAGCGUCCAUUCACAAGUAGGAAAUUGAAGGAAGUCUCAAGAAGGCUGUUUGCCACAGUUUACUUGAAAAGCUCAUGACUUGACACAAGACCGACUGACUUGUGAUGGACCCGACCGGAGCCCCAGAGGCGACUGGUGAAAGGUUCAAACACAUCUAGUCAAGGUCAUGGUUAACACAGCAGUCAACAUGCACACCGUUUAUAGUUGCCGAGAAAAAUUUGGGCUGCAUAUGAAAUAUUUGGAUGCUUUGAGCGAGACACGUCUGUGUCUUGUCAGGUUUUCCGCGUGAAGGAUACAGGGCACCGUGCAGCCGGAAGCUGCGGCUGGGAAUAAUGCACGUGUCUGUUGGUGGCUACCAGCGGUUAACCACCGUCUUCCACAGGCCCAUGUGGUAUUUCCGACCUAGCCCCAACUCUGCAGGGAUAGUCACAGAACCCCAGUUCUGUUGCUUCAUGUACACUGUGAAUGCAGUGUCAUUUCCAGUCGAAAACCACAAACUAAAACUGUUCAUGCAAAUGAGUUGUUAUCAAUACAUGUACAGUAUUUAAAACACAGUGCACGUUAGCUCACUGGAGCCUCCGCCAUACAUGGGUAGAUAUAGUAAGAGAGUCUAUUUUACCAAGUAUUUUAAUAUUUUUUGUAUAAAUUCAGGAAUCUGUAGAAAUCUACAUUGACUGUGGUUUGUGUGUGAUAAAUGGCCAACUGAUCAAGUGUAUAUAUUUAAGAAUAAUGAAACCAUAUCUGAUCAAAAUACAUUUUUAAUGAUCUUUUGGGAAGUUUUAUAAACUUUGCAUUGAUUUUACAUAAUCUUGGUCAAAUUUGUGUGUAUUUGGGUUCUACU
Molecule: messenger RNA, 5832 nt
Organism: Acanthaster planci (crown-of-thorns starfish)
Lineage: Eukaryota; Metazoa; Echinodermata; Asteroidea; Valvatida; Acanthasteridae
Gene: ankar
Product: ankyrin and armadillo repeat containing
Molecular function (GO): protein binding
Source: RefSeq, a predicted model, not a curated record